AUGGCAAGUGCUCAACUGUUUGUUCAUGGACUGGAGGUGGACAGCCGGACAGCAGCACUGCUCACCGGUGCAGCCUGCGUUAUGGGAGCUCUGGUCGUACUGGUUCGGAGGGUCAAUAGCCACCAAGAGGCAGAGAAGAAGAUCCAGAAAGCCAGAAACCGGAGGGCUGAGAGCCUGCAGCGGGCCGAGCAGGCUGUGCUCGAGUACAGAGAGUUGCAUCCACUGACUGACUCGUCUCAUAUUUUGACACUGUCCUUGUCUGAGUUGACAAAGCAACUACAGGAAGGCUCACUGACACCCGAGGAGGUUUUUUACUCUUACGUGGAAAAGGCUAUUGACGUAAACAAAAAGCUGAACUGCUGCACAGGGAUUUUGCUGGAGAGUUUUGACCAGCUCAAAACUGUUGGCUCCAACAAGGACGGCCUCUUGUAUGGCGUUCCAGUUAGCAUCAAAGAGAACUUUGCAUACAAGAAUCAUGACUCUUCUUGCGGUGUGAUCAUGAACCUGGAGCAGCCAGCUCAGCAGGACUGUGUGCUUGUUGAAGUUCUGAAGAGACAAGGAUCUAUUCCCUUUGUGAAAACCAACCUGCCCCAAGCCUUACUAAAUUAUGAGUGCAGUAACCCCAUUUAUGGGGAGACAGUUAACCCGCGCAAUCUCCAGAAGACCCCAGGAGGUUCGUCUGGCGGGGAAGGGGCUCUCAUCGGGGGAGGAGGCUCCCUGCUUGGUUUAGGCUCUGAUAUAGGGGGCAGCAUUCGCAUUCCUGCUUCAUUCUGUGGGAUCUGUGGCUUCAAGCCAACAGCAGGCCGGCUAAGUUUAAAAGGUAUGAAGUCCACUUGUCGAGGGCAAAAGUCAGUGCUGUCAUCUCCUGGACCCAUGGCGAAGGAUGUCGACAGUCUGGCUCUGCUUAUGCAGGCUCUGCUCUGCGACUACAUGUUUACCCUGGACCCCACUAUUCCACCUGUACCUUUUAAUGUGCAGGCAUACAAGAGCUCUAAACCUCUGAGGAUUGGUUACUUAGAAGCUGAUGACUACACACAACCGUCUCCAAGCAUGGUCCGAGGCAUCAGGGAGGUCAAAGCCCUGUUAGAGCAAGCAGGACACACUUUGGUGCCAUACAAUCCGAAGAUCAUCGACAUUUUACCCGAACUCGUGGUAAAAGGUAUCCUGGCAGACGGAGCUACCACCCUGCUACAACAACUGAAGGGAGGCCCUGUGGACCCCUGUCUUAAAGCACAGGUUUUCCCUUACUCUUUUCCCAAGUGGUUGAAGAAAACCCUCUCUUUCCUCGUGAAGCCUCUGUUUCCUCGUGUGUCUGUGGUGCUCAAUGCCAUCUGUGGAGUUGGAUCUAUUCCAGAUCUGUGGAAGCAGCAUGCUGCUGUUGAGGACUACAUUCAUGAAACGAUAGCAGAGUGGAGAAGAUGCAACAUAGACGUGCUGCUGUGCCCUAUGAUUGGACCAGCCUACAACUUCCUCUACUGCGGCAAGCUUACCAGUGCUCUUAGUUACACAAUGCUUUACAAUCUCCUCACCUUUCCUGCUGGUGUUGUUCCUGUUUCUACGGUGACGGCAGAGGAUGAGGAGGAACUCAAGCACUAUAAGGGUAUUCAUCAGGACCCCUGGGACAGGCUCUUCAAAGAGGCUGUGCUUGGAGGCGAGGGUUUGCCCGUGGCAGUGCAGUGUGUCGCCCUGCCGUGGCAGGAUGAGCUCUGCCUGCGCUUCAUGAAGGAGGUGGAACAACUGGUUAAACAGAGCAGACAGUAAGGCCACAGGUGGAGCUGCUGUCUUCAGGGACUAACUUCAGGUUAAAUUUUCUUUGGG
Messenger RNA from Scomber japonicus (chub mackerel), 1818 nucleotides. Its product is annotated as fatty-acid amide hydrolase 1. Lineage: Eukaryota; Metazoa; Chordata; Actinopteri; Scombriformes; Scombridae. Gene Ontology annotation, biological process: fatty acid catabolic process. The record is from RefSeq and is a predicted model, not a curated record. Bases 1 to 1761 code for a protein of 586 amino acids. The transcript has 15 exons. Gene Ontology annotation, molecular function: fatty acid amide hydrolase activity; amidase activity.